GCUUUCACUGUUGUGGGGUUUUGUUUUAUAUUGAUUUCGGUUGGCUUCAAAAUCUUUAAUGAUGGCUAUAUUUCUCCUAUACUUCAAUUAAAGUUUGUGAUUAUAAGUGGGUUUUGUCCUGCAAUUUUGGUGCAUUAAUGAGGUCUCGAGAGUUGUAGCUUUCUUGGAGUGUGAUUUGAGCUGAGGAUUAGACCAGAAUUUGUUUUCAGUGGCUAAUUGGGCAAUGGAUUUGGAUGGAGAUGCAACAGGGACCAAAAAUGUAAAACAAACUGCAACCCGGGGCUGCCAGAUCUGCAGUGACGAUAUUGGCAUGACUGUGGAUGGCGAACGCUUUGUUGCUUGCCAUGUUUGUGCAUUUCCUGUGUGCCGUCCAUGUUAUGAGUAUGAGAGGAAAGAUGGUAACCAGUCUUGUCCUCAAUGCAAAACCAAAUACAAGAGGCAUAAAGGUAGCCCUCCAAUUUGUGGGGAGGAAGUGAAAGAUGCUGAUUUAAGUGAUGUGGAAAAUAAGUCAAAUCAUCAUGCAUCAGGGAUUCAAGAAGAGAAGAAUAAGAUAGAGCAUAUGCUGGGCUGGGAUGCGAGCUCUGGUCGAAAAGAUAAUGUUGCACCUACUAACUAUGAUAAAGAGGUUUCUCUUAAUCAUAUUCCUUAUUUGGCUGGUAGACUCUCGGUUUCUGGGGACUUGUCAGCUGCAUCUCCUGAGCGUUUCUCAAUGGCUUCUCCUGAAAGUGGCAGCAGAGGUAAGGGUGUACUAAAAAUUCUAUCAGUCAUUCAACAUGUUAAUUUGAUUUUGUCACUGGACUUGUUUGCAGUUAAUAUCAGGGUUGGAGAUCCUGCAAGGGAGUCUGGCUUGUCAGGGUUUGGUAAUGUUGCCUGGAAGGAGAGGAUUGAUGGUUGGAAGAUGAAGCCAGAGAAGAGUCCUGCUCCAAUGAGUGUUAGUAAUGCACCAUCUGAAGGCAGAGGUGGUGGAGAUUUUGAUGCCAGCACCGAUGUGCUAAUGGAUGAUUCUUUAUUGAAUGAUGAAACCCGCCAGCCUCUCUCAAGGAAGGUUUCUAUUCCUUCCUCUAGGAUUAACCCUUACAGGAUGGUUAUUGUUUUGCGGCUUAUUAUUCUUUGCAUUUUUUUGCACUACCGGAUAACAAAUCCGGUGAGGGAUGCUUAUUCUUUGUGGUUAAUAUCUGUUAUCUGUGAGAUAUGGUUUGCAAUAUCAUGGAUAUUGGAUCAGUUCCCUAAAUGGCUUCCUGUAAACCGUGAGACAUAUCUUGAUCGGCUAGCUCUCAGAUAUGAGAAAGAAGGAGAGCCAUCUCAGCUGGCUGCUGUCGACAUUUUUGUCAGUACAGUGGAUCCUUUAAAGGAACCUCCACUUGUCACAGCCAAUACAGUCCUCUCUAUUCUUGCUGUUGACUACCCUGUUGACAAGGUUUCUUGCUAUGUUUCUGAUGAUGGAGCUGCUAUGUUGACCUUUGAAUCCCUGUCUGAAACAUCUGAAUUCGCUAGAAAAUGGGUUCCUUUCUGCAAGAAAUACAGCAUUGAACCACGAGCUCCAGAAUGGUACUUUGCUCAGAAGAUUGACUACUUAAAAGAUAAGGUUCAUCCAUCUUUUGUUAAAGACCACCGAUCUAUGAAGAGAGAAUAUGAAGAAUUUAAAGUUCGUAUCAAUGGGCUUGUGGCAAAGGCACAGAAGGUUCCUGAUGAAGGAUGGGUGAUGCAAGAUGGUACACCUUGGCCCGGCAAUAACACCAGAGAUCAUCCAGGAAUGAUCCAGGUUUUCUUGGGCCAUAGUGGAGGAUUUGACAGUGAGGGUAAUGAACUUCCACGACUGGUAUAUGUAUCUCGUGAGAAGCGUCCUGGUUUUCAGCAUCACAAAAAGGCUGGUGCCAUGAAUGCACUUGUGCGUGUUUCGGCAGUUCUUACCAAUGGGCCCUUCUUGUUAAAUCUCGAUUGUGAUCAUUACAUAAACAACAGCAGGGCACUGAGAGAAGCUAUGUGUUUUCUAAUGGAUCCUAACCUUGGAAGUUCUGUUUGUUAUGUCCAGUUUCCCCAGAGAUUUGAUGGGAUUGAUAAGAAUGAUCGAUAUGCCAACCGUAACACUGUUUUCUUUGAUAUAAAUUUAAGAGGAUUGGACGGCAUCCAAGGUCCUGUGUAUGUGGGUACAGGUUGUGUAUUCAAUAGAACAGCUUUGUAUGGCUAUGAACCUCCUCUCAAGCCUAAGCAUAAGAAACCAGGAGUGUUAUCUUCAUGCUUUGGUGGAUCUCGGAAGAAGACUUCUAGCUCAAGCAAAAAUAACUCUAGUAAGAAAAAAUCAAGCAAGCACAUUGACCCUACCGUGCCAGUGUUCAAUUUGGAAGAUAUAGAAGAAGGGGUUGAAGGUGCUGGAUUUGAUGAUGAGAAGUCACUGCUCAUGUCACAAAUGACACUUGAAAAAAGGUUUGGUCAAUCAGCUGUAUUUGUAGCUUCAACGCUUAUGGAGAAUGGUGGUGUUCCUGAGUCUGCCACCCCAGAAUCUCUCCUCAAAGAAGCCAUUCAUGUCAUUAGCUGUGGAUACGAGGACAAGACAGACUGGGGAAGUGAAAUAGGAUGGAUAUACGGUUCUGUUACAGAAGAUAUCCUUACAGGAUUCAAGAUGCAUGCCCGUGGUUGGAGAUCAAUCUAUUGCAUGCCUCAGCUUGCGGCCUUUAAAGGAUCUGCUCCUAUCAACCUUUCUGAUCGUCUAAAUCAAGUGCUUAGGUGGGCUUUAGGUUCAGUUGAAAUUCUUCUUAGCCGCCACUGCCCCAUAUGGUAUGGUUAUGGUGGAAGGCUAAAAUGGCUUGAGAGAUUUGCUUAUGUCAAUACCACAAUUUAUCCUGUCACGUCCAUUCCUCUUCUUGCCUAUUGUACAUUGCCAGCUGUCUGCCUUCUUACUGGAAAGUUCAUUAUUCCACAGAUCAGUAACAUUGCCAGUAUCUGGUUCAUAUCCCUCUUUCUUUCAAUCUUUGCUACUGGUAUUUUAGAAAUGAGAUGGAGUGGUGUUGGAAUUGAUGAGUGGUGGAGAAAUGAACAAUUUUGGGUUAUUGGAGGAGUGUCAGCUCACCUUUUUGCCGUUUUCCAAGGCCUGCUGAAAGUUCUUGCUGGAAUUGAUACUAAUUUUACUGUCACUUCCAAAGCAUCUGAUGAAGAUGGAGAUUUUGCUGAGCUUUAUAUGUUUAAAUGGACUACUCUUCUCAUCCCACCAACCACUCUCCUUAUAAUUAAUCUGGUUGGAGUAGUUGCUGGAAUUUCCUAUGCCAUUAAUAGUGGAUAUCAAUCUUGGGGUCCUCUCUUUGGCAAGCUAUUCUUUGCUUUCUGGGUGAUUAUUCAUCUGUAUCCCUUCCUUAAGGGUUUGAUGGGACGGCAGAACCGGACACCUACAAUUGUUGUUGUAUGGUCAAUUCUCCUUGCAUCUAUCUUCUCCUUACUCUGGGUCCGUAUUGAUCCUUUUACAACCCGGGUUACUGGCCCAGACGUUGAGCAGUGUGGAAUCAACUGCUAGUUGAAAAUGCCGCUGUGAAAUAGAAGGUCAUGACCGACAGGAAUAAAAGUUUUGGAUAUUUAUUCUGAAAUCCUCAGUUGGAAGAAUGUGAAGGUAUAAGCUUUUAGAUUUGUGUAGUAUGAGUGGCAAUUAAUUGUUUCAUAAGUAAAGAAUUAUAGGUUUAUUAUAUUCUUAUUCUAUUUAA
This is a messenger RNA of Hevea brasiliensis (rubber tree), 3689 nucleotides long. Its product is annotated as cellulose synthase A catalytic subunit 3 [UDP-forming]. Gene Ontology annotation, cellular component: trans-Golgi network; plasma membrane. The coding region runs from base 224 to 3505 and encodes 1093 amino acids. The record is from RefSeq and is a predicted model, not a curated record. Gene Ontology annotation, molecular function: cellulose synthase (UDP-forming) activity. The transcript has 13 exons. NCBI's taxonomy places the organism in Eukaryota, Viridiplantae, Streptophyta, Magnoliopsida, Malpighiales, Euphorbiaceae. Gene Ontology annotation, biological process: cellulose biosynthetic process; plant-type primary cell wall biogenesis.